CACAGAAGAUCAAUACAGUCGGUAUGUCGGACGACGCAACUCAACCCCAGUCCAGUUUCUACAGUGUUGUAUCCAGUUCCUUUGCCAAAUUUACACAUUUCAUCGAUAAAAACAUCAGGGUUAUACAGUAUGGUGUUUAUUGCACUGGAGUUGUGGGAUUAGUGAUUUGUCUUCGUAGCGUGCGGGCGUUCAGCAAGUUUAACUGCAUCCAAGACAUACCGCAAGAGUUCAUAACCAAACACAUUCGUCUUCACGGGCACGUGAAAUGGGUGGGAGUGUCACCUCCAGUGGGCGCAGAGGCUUCCUCCUGUAGUGCGCCGCCCCUGCUUCCCUUACCUGGGAAUGUCACAGCUGGCAGAGGUAUCAGGGACUCAAAUACACCUUCAUCACAAAGCAAUCAUUUGACAUCAUCUGUUGUUGAAGAGUUACCAAAUGCUGAUAACAGGAAUGGGAAUGAAAAUGUGCACCACGAAAGAGCCAAGAGUUUGCGUGAGGAUGACUAUGCAUUGGAAACGGCCACACUGCCACGACCUCGGCUUUGCAGCAUCGAUCCUGAAGUCACCAGGAUCGAAUGCGAUGAAGACCUUUUCCCAGUGUACUUGCAGGUGGAUCAUAUUCCAGUUUUUCAGUUUUCAAGAAAGAAAGAACCGUCGCUUCUCCCAUUACAGUUGGCUGAUGUUGAGGUUAGUGACGGCGGGUUUCAUCAACUGAAAAGAGAGCUGAUGGAGCAGAGAGUUUGGUUUACCAUCGUGUCUCAUGACCAGCAGAGCGACCUCCUGAACGCUUGGGUCAGGCCCGCUAAGUUGUUUCAUAGAAGUGUCAAUGGACGUCUUCUAAGGACUGGGCUCGCCCUGACAGCUCCGAUGGACAUGAACCUAUUUGACGACCGUCAGUACGUAAAACAAUACAUGAACUUUCUGAAGGCCCAGGAGUACGCACAGGCAAAGCAAGUUGGGUUAUGGAGGCCAGCCCCGAAACCUUCAUCUUUCGCCUCCAAUAUGAUCUUGAAGAGGGUCCUAUCAAAGUUCAGAGCUUUGUUAGGGAGAAAGCAAUAUUGAUGUCUAGAUAUGUAUAAAAUUGGAUCAGAAGUGUAAAAACCAUCCUAGUAGAUUCUGUUACAUCUGCGGACAUGCGGUUCUUCCAGACUGUCAAGAAAAAAUCACGGAUUUUGUGAGGAAGGCAUAUCAAGCUUGCUUUGGAGUCAGACUAGGGGACCAGGAUAGGCCAUUCGCUCCCCAUAUCUGCUGGAAAACAUGUGUGUAGGUGAUUACAUAAUAAAAAUAUGGAAUGUUACUCCAUAUAUAUAAAAAACUAAAACUAAAGAGGUCAACCAGAUUGCUUGCAGGAAUGUGAUCAGACCAGAGACGCUAAGAUGACGUAUACAAUAAAGUAGGCCAUCACCUGUGGUCAUUCAUUUGUUUUGAAAACAUUAGUCCAAGCUCCCUGCUUGAGACAACUACCGCGACCUAUAAUUCAAACAGCCUACGUGAUUAGUAAUGUGUCUCAUUUUGUAUGUAUGUUCGUAUGUUCGAGCUACUGUCUGCUUCCUUUAUGACUUGUAACCGAGAUGGUAGACAAGACAGAACAGAAUUAGCCAUCAUCGUUGGCAGAAGCGAUCAAGCCAUCGUCAUUAGAAGACCUGUACAAUCCUACCUGAUCUUCACCAUGUUAUCUCAGAGAAUAUAAGUAUUUUUUAUA
Macrobrachium nipponense is the source of this 1698-nucleotide messenger RNA. RefSeq lists its product as uncharacterized. NCBI's taxonomy places the organism in Eukaryota, Metazoa, Arthropoda, Malacostraca, Decapoda, Palaemonidae. The transcript is spliced from 7 exons. The record is from RefSeq and is a predicted model, not a curated record. The coding region runs from base 24 to 1058 and encodes 344 amino acids.